AUGCUUGUGCUUGCUAUCUCUACGCUUCUGGGGUUGGCUGCAUGCCGCCCUUCUAAUCCUUUCGUUUCCAAACAUGGAAAUACUACCGACCUCAUUGUCACUACAGUCCCAACGCAUGUGCGCCCUUACAUUGUGCGUGCCUACUCGAUCGAUGGCCUGCAACUCGGUCCACAAGUGUAUCGCUUCCCCGUCACGGGUGAAUCAUCCGGCGGCGCAUUCAGCAUCAUCAGCACUGCCGCAGCGCAGAGCGUCAACCUAGGUGUCAACCCACAUGCGCAUCUGACUCACUACGAAAACUUCUAUUGCCUACGCGGUCGCGCUGCUCUCUGGGCUUCCAAGGAUGACAAAACCUCCGCUCGCAUACUUACCGCAGGCGACUAUGGCGCGGUACCACACAACACGACGCAUACAUUCCAGAUGCUGGACCCCUUCGUGGAACUUACCGGCGUGAUACAGCCAGGCGGAUUUGAGAAGUUCUUCUACUGGGCCAGCCAGGAGAACUACACAUCCGCGUUUUCCGCUCCGUUUGACAGCACCAUGGCCAAUGCUACAACACCAGCCUUGAGCGGCGACGUUGCAGAUAUCUUGAUCAGUUAUGAUGUCCACUCGACGUCCGACUUCACGCCCCCGACCAACUUUGUCGACGGUGUCGUUGAGCUGGGUAACAGCACGCCUGCGGUAUGGCACAACGGCGCGAACACCCUCGCUGAGGAUGCCCAAACACCGUUCAUGGUCGCGAAGGGUUACGGACCGAAGUACCUUGCUGGCAACUCAUCCACCUACAUGAUCGUGGAACCGUUCGUCACCAGCAAACAAUCUGAUGGCAACUUCACCCAGGGAACGAUCACUCUAUCGCAGCUCGGCCAGACCAGUCGCCCGACGACGUACACGCUGCCGAACCACACGGCGUUGGAAAUCGUCGAUGGGUUGGUGAACGUUAGUGUGGAUGGGUUUAAGGGAACUUUCUCAUUGGUUAUCGGCGAUGUGCUGUUCGUGCCUGGAGGCACCGCAUUCAGCUUUUGGGGCGCGGCGGCGUACUCCAAGGUUAUGUAUGUUGGUGUCGGAACGGAUACGUUGGACUCGAGGUUGAUUGCGGGGGGCAAGUCAUGGGACUCUGCCAUGUUUCCCAUUUCGUAG
Messenger RNA from Dothidotthia symphoricarpi CBS 119687, 1137 nucleotides. Its product is annotated as quercetin 2,3-dioxygenase. Bases 1 to 1137 code for a protein of 378 amino acids. The transcript is spliced from 2 exons. NCBI's taxonomy places the organism in Eukaryota, Fungi, Ascomycota, Dothideomycetes, Pleosporales, Dothidotthiaceae. The record is from RefSeq and is a predicted model, not a curated record.